AUGAACGACUUGCUCAAGGAUUCAUUUGUUACCGAUUCUAAAGAUUGGUCGUCUAGAAGCCACGAUGUUGAAAAGGGUAACCAGGCCGUUUUAGAUGUCGCAAUGGAACCUUUCGAUAAGCAGAUACAAGAAAUAGAAAAACAAAUGGAGAGCCUGCCUCAGUUACUACAAAAUCUUAAGGAUGCUAAUGAGGAAUCAAUGUCCAUUACAAAAGCCUCUGCCAUGAAAGCUAUUAAAAAGCGGAUGGAAAGAGAUAUUGAUCAAGUCCAGAAGGUUGCGCGUAAUGUCAAGUCGAAGCUGGAAACAGUUAACAAAGAGAACUUAGCCAACCGACAAUUGCCAGGGUGCGAAAAGGGAACAGCAGUUGAUCGGUUGAGGAUGAAUAUGGCUAGCGUGGUGACCAAAAAGUUUGCGACUCUCAUGACCGAAUUCCAGAUGAUGAGACAACGGAUACGAGAAGAAUAUCGUGAGGUAGUUGAAAGAAGGGUUAUGACAGUUACAGGGAUCAGACCAGAUGAAAAGACAAUUGAUGAUCUAAUAGAAACCGGAAGCAGCGAAGAGAUUUUCAAGAAAGCUAUGCAUGAACAAGGAAGAGGACAGUUUUUAAAUACUGUGGAGGAGAUUCAAGAGAGACACGACGCUGUUAGGGAGAUCGAGAAGAAGCUCCUCGACCUACAUCAGAUUUAUCUUGAUAUGGCGGUGUUGAUCCAAGCUCAACAAGACAUAUUAGACAACAUUGAAAUUCAGGUAACAAAUGCUGUGGAACAUGUGAACAUGGGUGCAGAAGCUCUCCAAACGGCAAAGCAAUUGCAGAAACGGUCGAGAAAAUGCAUAAUCAUUGUCAUUAGUAUACUCCUCAUUAUUGCCAUCAUCGUCGUACUCUCUGUUCUCAAACCAUGGAAGAAGAAAUAA
This is a messenger RNA of Impatiens glandulifera, 912 nucleotides long. Its product is annotated as syntaxin-132-like. Gene Ontology annotation, molecular function: SNAP receptor activity; SNARE binding. Bases 1 to 912 code for a protein of 303 amino acids. The transcript is spliced from 13 exons. Gene Ontology annotation, cellular component: SNARE complex; plasma membrane; endomembrane system. Lineage: Eukaryota; Viridiplantae; Streptophyta; Magnoliopsida; Ericales; Balsaminaceae. Gene Ontology annotation, biological process: vesicle fusion; intracellular protein transport; exocytosis. The record is from RefSeq and is a predicted model, not a curated record.